Messenger RNA from Argiope bruennichi, 4951 nucleotides. RefSeq lists its product as uncharacterized. Lineage: Eukaryota; Metazoa; Arthropoda; Arachnida; Araneae; Araneidae. The record is from RefSeq and is a predicted model, not a curated record. Gene Ontology annotation, molecular function: DNA-directed DNA polymerase activity; DNA binding. Gene Ontology annotation, biological process: double-strand break repair via nonhomologous end joining. The transcript is spliced from 9 exons. Gene Ontology annotation, cellular component: nucleus. Bases 207 to 3767 code for a protein of 1186 amino acids.
UAGAGGACCCCAGUAGUGCAGUUGGUUAGUGAGCUAUGCUCACUAUUACUGCUUUCUAUGGUCGGAGUGUAAUUUUAUAUUUUCUCGAUUGAAAGUAUCUUUGUUUUGAAAGAAGAUCGGUUACUUCUGAACGAGGGAAUUUGAUUUUCUCGCGAUCGUAGAUUAAUUAUUUGAAACCACCGGCUUUUUUUCAAAUUCUGUGAAAUAUGUUUAGGUAUACCAACAGAAAUCGCACUAAAAGACGCCGAGUGAUGGCCAGGAAACUGAAGCCUGAGUUGCAUCGCCGUCCUCAAAUAUUUGAAAAUAGUAGAUUUUACAUCCAUCCGUAUUUUAUUAACGGCUCCAGGCGAAAAGUUCUCCAUGAAUUAAUCGUGAAAUAUGGUGGCUCUUAUACUUUAGUGCUUGAUGAUGAAACAACACAUAUUUUAGUGGAUGAGGAUGUUUCGAGUGGAAAAUUUUGGCGUUCUUUAGGGGAAAUAACACUUUCCCCGAACGUAAAUGUAUUGAUAGUCAGUUGGUUGAGUGCUAGUGUUAGAGCAGGUCGGUGUUUAAAUCCAGUGGAUUAUGAGAUACGCCGACCAAGAUUUGAAACUAGUCAUCGGUGUGCUGCAUCUACAAGCACUGCUGUUGUUGGUACAGUUGAUAAUGAGUGUGUUUUUUCUGAUACUUCAUCAUCAUCUGCUAUCUUUAUUAGUGAAGAUGCUGAUGUUGAAUUGCCAUAUUUAGAAGCUGCUCGUGAAGAAGCUUCCACAUAUGAUGAUGGAAAAUAUGAUGAAGAAACAUCAUGUGAUGAUGAGUGGAUAAUUUUUAUAGGAAACCCUGAAUCGUAUGAUGCUGCAAAUUCUGAAGCAUUAAAUGCACCUGGUAUUGUAAAUUCUGAACCAUCGGAUGCAUCUGGUAUUGUGAAUACUGUGCCAGAUGCAUCUGGUAUAAUAAAUUCUGGACCAUCAAAUACAUCUGGUAUUGUAAAUUCGUUGGAUGUGUCUGGUAUUGUAAAUUCUGAACCAUCAAAUACAUCUGGUAUUGUAAAUUCGUUGGAUAUGUCUGGUAUUGUAAAUUCUGGACCAUUGGAUGCAUCUGGUAUUGUAAAUUCUGGGCCAUCGGAUGCAUCUGGUAUUGUAAAUUCUGGGCCAUCGGAUGCAUCUGGUAUUUUAAAUUCUGGAACAUCGGAUGCAUCUGGUAUUUUAAAUUCUGGAACAUCGGAUGCAUCUGGUAUUUUAAAUUCUGGACCAUCGGAUGUAUCUGGUAUUUUAAAUUCUGGACCACCAAAUACACCUGGUAUUGUAAAUUCCUGUACCCCAAACUCUUGUGCUACUGAGCCUGCACCAAACUGCAAAAAACGGAAACUGGAGGAUACAUUUCCAUCUUCACGUCCUGAUACUCUUGCUGCUCGACUGAGUCGAGUUCGAGUAAGACGAAUACCGGAACAUUUACGUGAGCCUGGUGGACGUGCUGUCAUUGUUGAUUUAAAUGGAGAUUUUUCGCAGCCAUCUGGCAAGAAUGUUGAGAAUGAUAAAAUAAUCAACAACAAUUAUUCUUAUGUGGACUUAAAUAGAACAGAGACAAAUGGUAUGGAUAAGAAGUUCAAAGUAGCAAAAGAAACCGAGGGUACAUUAUAUGAUGACAAAAAUUUUGGAAAUCAGUCUGAUAACUAUGCAUCUGUUCAUAAAUUUGUAAAUGUCAUUCCUUUUGAAAAACCAAACACAGAAUCUAGCAUUGAGGCUUCUGAAGAUAAAAGUAAAAAGUCUAUUACUGUUUUUUCUCUUGAUGAACAAUUUGAUGCAGAAUCUGUGAAUGAAGUUUCUCAAGUUGUAACAAUGAUUGUUGAGUCUGUAUGUGAAGUCGCUGUCAAUGAAAAAAUUAUUAAUGAAUCAGUUGUAGAAAUUUCCAAAAAUGCAAUGGAAAAUGUUGAUUCUACAGAAGAAACUUUAAAAAAUGAAAAUAUUUAUGCUGAAUUAGUGUCUGAUGUCUUAUUAAGAGUAGUUGAGGAUGUUGUUAAAGCAGAAACUGAUUCAAAAAUUAAAAAAGUUAAAUUUGAAAGUUUAAGUGAAAAUUUUACACAAUUUUCUGAAAUGCCCAAUGUACAUGAUGUAGUUAAGAUUCCUGUGGAUGUAUCAAAGGUUGAGAAUACGAUUACUUUAGAAGAUGAAACUCAAAAGGAGAAUAACAUUGAAAAACUUGCAAAAAGUGAACCAUCAAAGAAUACUUCACAAGAAAAUACAUGUACAGAAUUAGUUGAAGUAGAAUCUGCUGUUUCCGAGUUACCUGUACCACAAUUACCCAUAAAUUCUAAUGUUUCAGCUUAUCCCGUACAACUGUUUUGCUCCACAGCAUUUGAAUUUUCAGCAGCACAUCAAAAUUUUUUCGCUGAACAAAGGAAACUGAAGUCAGUAGAGUAUAUAACAGCUGAUAUCUGUUGUGAAUAUUUUGCGGAUGAUCAAACAAAACGGGAACCAGCAGAAUAUAUGGCAGUUGAUAUUAAUCUUGAGAAUUAUUCAAAUGAUCAAACAAAACAAGAGUCAGUAGAGUACAUCACAGCUGAUCUUCCAUCCAACUUAGAUUCAUUAGAGUGUGAAGCUGCUAAUAUUUCAGAUGCUUCAUAUAAAAUUCCUGAAUCGGAGAUUGUACAUGAGAAGCGUUCAUGUAAGAGACCUGAUAUAACUGGACCUGAUAUCUUUUUUCCUUUCCCAAUUCCAAGAUCAUCAUUGCACUCUCGCAAUUCAAACAACAGAGGACCUUCUAGUCUUUUAUCUGGUGCUGUUUAUAAUCCAAAUCGUGAAAUAAUUAAAAAGCUCCAGCUAUUGUAUGAAAGUUUCAAAAGAUCUGGGGAAAAAUGGAGAAUGGAUGUGUAUGAGAAAGCUAUUCUUGCAUUGACAACACAUACCAAAAAAAUUGAAUCCUUAGAGGGAAUACGGUUCUUAAGUUGCAUAAGCAAAAAGAUUGCUAAGAAAGUAUUGCAAAUUUCUGAAACUGGUCACUUAGAAGAAAUUGAUGAAAUUUGCAACAGACCGUCUGAAGAAACCAGAAAAGCUUUUAGCAGAGCAUGGGGUAUUGGACCACGUAAGGCUCGUGAACUCUACAGAGAAGGAUUUGAUACUUUGGCUGAUCUUAGGACAAAAGCAAGUUUGUCUCCACCUCUUCUUGUAGGGUUGAAAUACUAUGAUGAAUUAAAUACCAAAAUGCCAUGGAAAGAAGCUCGAUCGAUAUAUUUGAAAGUGUUGAAUGCCGCAUUUGCUAAGUAUCCCUUCCUUCAGGGUGAUGCUUGUUCUUCUUUGAGAAGAAGAAAAAAAUUCUGUGGUCAUGUUUCUGUAUUAUUAAGAUUGCCGGUUGGAUAUUACAAGAAUGAUCAUAAAAUACUACCAGAUGUAGUUGCUGAACUACACAAAUCAGGUUAUGUCGUUGAUGACCUGAUUCGCCACGAAGAAAUUGGAAACCAAACUAAGUAUGCUGGCAUAUUUAGGUUAGGGCGUAUAUACAAGUUUCGGAGAAUUGAAAUUACUGUCUGCAUCCAUGAAGAAUAUGGUUGUGCACUUAUGUUUUUGACGGGCUCCUCCUAUUUUAAUAGAGCUAUUCAACAGUUUGCCCUGAAAAGGAACAUGUUGCUUGAUGGGCAUUCUUUGAGGCUGAGGAUUCUAAAUGAAUUUGGAGGAACUGCUGAUUGCCCAAAACUCUAUGCUCCUACUGAAGAAGCUAUUUUUCAGUUCCUUAUGUUAAACUAUAUACCUCCUGAAAAACGUGAGCGUUUUGUACUGCCAACCCAUUUGUAACUUUAUUUCGAUAUUCGAACAUUCCAUUUUGUUGAUUUCAUAAUUGGUUUUAGCACAAUGUAUUCAUAGUACAUAAUUGUACUGAUAAUGGUAUUUAAUCUGAAUGUACUGGUGGUUAUAAUUAAAGUGCAAGUGUUUGAAGGAUUAUAAAAGAAAAGCUACUUGAAGUAUGUUGAAGAAAUUUAGUAUAUGUUAUAUUUACAACAUGGGGAAAUGAAUUACACAAUAGAAAAUGGGAAAAUGAAUUGCACAAUCAAAAAUUUUAGUUCAUUUUUUCGCAAUAGAUGGUGCUGUUGAUUAUUAAAACUUUGCUUUAGCUCUGUACUAUGUCAAAAUGAAUUCGAAAGAUUUUGUGGACUGAUGAAGCGCAUUUUACUUUAUCAGGACCAGUCAACACCCAUAACUGUAAGAUAUAGGGCUCAUGGGGUAACCCUUGCAUGCAACGUUUGUUACAUUUUGGUGUGGUAUGACUGCUGCCUUUAUUGCUGGUCAAUUUUUUUUCCGAAAAUUUUACACCAACUUUUUAGUUUGCUGCACCGUAACAGGCACUAGUUACGCUCAAAUUUUAGAAAGUAAUGUGAUACCUGCUUUGCAAGACAGAAACUGCUUCGAUUUAACAAUAUUCAUGUAAGAUGGAGCACCACCUCACACUGCUCCAUUGUGCUACAUACCACCGACUUCCCCGAACUUUUAGUGAGGAUCAUAUAGUAGCAGAUGUUUCCAAAAUGCGUUGCCACCUCUUUCACCUAAUUUGAAUCCGUGGGAUUUUUUGGCUGUGGGGAUAUUUAAAAGAUCGCGUCUACAAGGACACACCUAACACUAGUCCUAGAUAAAAACUAGUCCUAUUACUGUACAUGUCCUAGAAAUUCAGCAGGAAACAUUAGGUACUACUGUGGAUCACGCUGUUUUGCGUCUACAGCAUUUGAUAGGACUUGAAGGAUCCCAUUUUGAACAAAUACUGUAAUACAUUACGCAUUUCAUAUUUUAAAAAAGAAAAAUUUUAUAAUUACAAUGUAUAAAAUAUUGUCAUUAAAAAGCGCCACCUAUGACAAAAAGCUGAACUAAUUUUUUUUAUUAUGUAAUUCAUUUCCCCAUGUUGCAAAUGUAACAUAUAUCAAAUUUCUUCAACAUACUCUAAGUAGUUUUUCUUUUACAGUCCUUCAAACACUUGCGCUUUAAUUAUA